AUGGACGGAAACGAUCUUCGACUUAUCUCUCCUGUUCUAAUUCUUCUUAUCGUCAGCAUAGUGUCUAUCUUUGGUAUCUUUGCUCUUGGGUACUACUGGGGCCCCGCCCUCAUUGCCCGCGCUCGGCUCUUCGUGGAGUCGAGUGCUUCUAACAUUUCCUUUACUUGCCGCGGCAAGUUGUACGGCGAACACGAUACCGUAUUGGAAAACCAACAACGAAGCCUCGCGUUCUGGAAGUCACUCUGGCUCGCAUACCAGGGAUGGCUCCGACGAAGGCGACAGUCGUUGACUGAAGCAGCUUCCACCACUAAGGACGCGAUUCUCCGCCUCCCUUCCUUUCUGCUUACCUCCUCUUCAGGCGCCGAACUCACUCUCCCGGAAGUGACCCCGCCCAACCCGGAAGUACUCACCAUUGACGAGACACGCAUCCCCAACCCGCGCUUCCUCAACAUCUACUGGGAACGCCGUGAAACACCGCAACUGCUGGUUAGCUUCACUGACGGCCUCAAGCGACUCUACCCCACAUGGGGGCGGCGCCUCCCCAGGUUUGCUGAAAUCGGCGAAAAUGAAGUGUCUGAACUGCCACCCCAGAAUCCGGCCUUUCUGAUGGCGAAGUCGUGGCUUGAUUGGAUGUGCGAAAUUUGGGAGGCGAAGGCCAGCGCGACGACCGACCGACCUUCGGAGCAGCAACACUCUGUCCACGUCGAGCAUCAAGCGCCUGCCACUCCUUCGAACUCCAUUAGCUCUCUGGAUUCUCUGUCCGUUCUGGACCCGGUUCAUCAUGUAUCCCCGUGGGUCAUCGAUGCUGCGAGGAAGGCGGCGUCCAAUCGUGCUCAGUCGCCCAGGAAGAGUGCCCUCAAGGCCCUUAGGCUCUCCACCACCUCAUUAAUUACUGGGCCGUCUGCGACGCCGAAGGCGAUUAGGAGGGCCACCCUCCCCCUUCCCGAUGGAUCUCCAGUUAUCAGGAAUGAGUUAGAGAAGAUGCUUGCGGACUACAAGCGCUUCUCGUUGCCGGCCGACUCCUCAGGUGCACCGGUCAACUGGGACAAGGACGUCGGGGCUGGUGGGUACGGGAAGAAGGGCAGAACGUUCACAAGGAAAUUCUACAAUCUCAGCAGGGGCAUCCACCGGAUCCCCGUGGUCGCCGACUACGUCGAGAUGGGAUGCAAGACUGCCGAGGAGGUCUAUGACAAGGGUAACGAGACUAUCUUCGCCGCGCCUUCAAGUCACACUAUAACGGAUUCUGCGUCCGACCUGGCCCCAGUUGAAGGAGAUGUCACUGUCCACAGCAACUCUGGUUCUCUCUGUAGCUGCAAGGACGGGCAGGAGCCUCAGGAAGAAGAUAUCACGGAGGCUUUCACUGAGCGAUCUCACACCGGGAUCGAGGACUCAGACGAUAGCGCUACUCUGAUAGGCAACACGUUUAUGAAAUUGGGGUCACGCUUCGGCUUUUCGAGCGUCUCCAGCGUCGACCUGGCCGACCUGCUCAAGGAUGACUCGUCGCCGCCUCUUCAGUACCCCAUCGUUCCUCUCCCCAAGGUCAAGAAGGUGAACGGCGUCCCCACUCAGCUGCCCGCCCCUCCGGAGAACCCUAUCUUGGAUACUGAGGUGACUGUGAUGCCUGCGGCACCCGAUGUGAUCGUGACACUUCCCAGUAACGAGCGGGUCCAAGUACUCGAGCCCGUCGCUGCACCUGUGAUCAUCACUACUCCGAGCAAGGUUCAAGAGGUCAAGCCUGUCAAACCUGCGUGUCCUCAUCCUAGCAGCACUGUCAAGCCCGCCGGUACGCGACCCCGGGGGAGGAGCGGGUCUGUCAAAGCAGCACCGAUAGUCGCGAAGUCUGUAGUAACCCGUUCCCGGACUGACUCCAUUCGCCAGGCAAACGAGGUCAAGCCCGCUGCACGCCACAGGAGCGGCAAUGUCAAAGCCCCUAUGGUCGUCGUGAAGCCCAUUGUUACUCGCCCUACUAAGCCCAUGGCUCCCAGCUCGAAGUCCAACCUCGUCAGUACCAGCAGUGUCCAGGCGAGCACCUCUGCCCGCGGUCGCGCUAGAAGCGGGUCAGUCAAGGUAAUUGUCAAAGAUGUUAGGGCUACGAAGCCUGUCGUUACCCGUCCGCGAAGUGGGACUGUCCAGUCUUUGGUCGCUGAGGUCCGGACGAACAAGCCUACUGUUAAGGUCCUGGUGCAGAAGGACGUAAAGGGGAAGGGUGCCUCUGGGAAGGAGAACAUUUCUGUUUCUUGGAGAUAG
Messenger RNA from Gloeophyllum trabeum ATCC 11539, 2247 nucleotides. RefSeq lists its product as uncharacterized. The coding region runs from base 1 to 2247 and encodes 748 amino acids. The record is from RefSeq and is a predicted model, not a curated record. The transcript is spliced from 3 exons. Lineage: Eukaryota; Fungi; Basidiomycota; Agaricomycetes; Gloeophyllales; Gloeophyllaceae.